CACCGAAAGUGGAAUAUUCUAGCUCAUCAACAUCAAUUACUGCGAUUUUUACUGCCUAUGAGCCAAUAACAACGGAAUUCUGCGUGAACUCCAGCAAUAUAGGAGUACACUGUGGCAAUAGUUCAAUCGUGACUAUACCUGGCCUCAGCCCGUACACUGUCUACUCAGUGUUCGCAUACGUCAAAACAAGCAACAUACGCUCACAGUCCACGGCUGCAGUGACGAUCAGGACCAAUGCUACAGCUCCAAUCGCUGCACCAGGCAACGUCACCAUGUUGACCCCAACAGCAAUAUCAAUAAACCUCAGCUGGACUGCUGUGGACCCAUACAAGCUGAAGGGCGGACUGGUUGCGUAUCACAUCGAUCUCUUUCUUCCGAAGGGCUGUAUCGUUACUUCAACCAAGACAAAUAACACCCACAUCUCUGUCGGCGGGUUAACAUUUGGCACAACAUAUACCGUAUCAGUGACGGCCGAGUCAACGGGAGGCCUCAGCAGCUACGAAAGUAACUUGCAAGUCUCCACAAUCCAGGAUGUGCCACCACCUCCAAGCAUCAGAUAUCACCUAUCAACUGCAACAACAAUAAUUGUAAUAUUUGAGACACUCAGUGGCCAUUUUACAAUUGACCAAUACUGCUGCAUGUGGAACCGUACGACAGUAUCCGGUACUCACUUGCCAACAGCACCUACAAUAACCUGCAGCAACGUCACAUCCAUCGUACUCGACAACCUGGAUGAGGACUCCACGUACACUCUAAUCGGGUUUGCUUUCAACACUGCUAUGGAUAACAGCUCACAUUCAACACCGUUCAACCUCACAACUAAACCUGCAGCCCCAUCGGAGCCACCCGCAUCUGUGAACAUCACGGAUGUCAACAGAACAUCACUCACUGUAGUAUGGGAUGAAGUACCCUUAUUUGGUCGCAACGGUCCAAUCACACAAUAUCUAGUCCAGUACAACAGCCAAGAACAACGCGUUGGAAGUGAUCAGCUCUCGCUCAGAUUGGAUGGCCUUCAACCUAACAAAUACUAUACGAUCAGCGUGUCAGCUAUUGGAUAUCAAUGUGAAGAAAGACCACCGAAACGUGGAGCAGGUGAUAAAACAAUUGAAGCUGUACCUGAUGCGCCGACAAUCACACUGACCUCAACGCCAACCAGUAUGAAGGCGGACAUCGUGUCCAAUUCGCCAGACUGGAAUGUUAUGCGAUACUGUGUCAAGGCUGCUGCCAAGGCAACUGGGGACAAUCAGGUGAUACUGCCUUCUCAGUUGCCAGCGAAUGUGCCAAACUGCACAGAUACUGACACAAUUGAGAUUUACAACCUCGAAGAGUUUGUUCUCUACACAGUGAGCGGCUGGGUGCUGAAUGGUAGAGGAGAAGCUGGCACUGCGACCAUCAAAGAUCAUAAAACUCUACAGGCAGUGCCAAGUCAGGCUCCUGCAGGACUCACUGUCACGGACAUCACGGACACAUCUGCUAAACUACAAUGGAACGCCAUCCCCCUACUGGACCAGAAUGGAAAAAUCCUAACCUACCAAGGGAAUAUCACAGCUAUCUCUCCUAUCCGUGGAUCAUUGAGCCUCGCUGUCGUUGCCCCUGCUCUCAGUGGAGACAUUAGACGGUUGAAGCCAUACACGAACUAUGAGGUUGUCAUUGCUGCUGAAACUACGGUUGGUCAAGGUCGCUGGUCUAAUGCUGCGUCAUUCAGGACGAAGCAAGCCGCCCCAAGCAUUGGACCUACAGGGAUCAGCUCCACGUAUGUGAAUAGCACUGCUCUACGACUGACCUGGAAAGUGCUUCAAGACCACGAACUCAACGGUGUCUUAGUACGCUAUGAUGUCAGGAUUUCUGGCCCAGAAGACUACACACGAGUUUACAACGUGGCUCCUAGUGCCACAACGCGCAUCAUACCCAACCUUAACAUCAACACAGUGUACGGUAUGUCUGUGCGGGCUGUUAACCAGGCUGCACCUGGGCCGUUCAGCAAUCCAGUGCAACAACGAACAGAUGAAUUCACUCCCGAUGCUGUUACAAACGUCAGCGUUGAGUUCGAGACAAACACUACCAGUGUGACUGCCAUUGUCUCCUGGACGCCGCUGACAGAGAGCAGGGGAAUCAUUACUGACUAUACGAUUUUCUACAGUGAACUUAACUCAACAGAGGAGGCGCAGCUGAAUACUUCCAUGAGCGAUCUGACAGGUUACAAAACAGCAACCGUCUCUGGGAAGGAGAGCAAUGCAUUGAUUCAUGCAAUAGUAGAACGGACACCCUGUGCGUUUGUUCUAGUUGCAAGCACCAGAAUCGGUUUGGGUCCAGCAAGUGAGCCAGUCUUCUCACAAGGAGCUGCACUGUAUCCUGGCCAGCCAAGGCAGAUCGAAACCAGAUUCCUUGAUCACAGCACAGCCGAGCUGACUUGGAAACACAGCUUAACAGGAGGCAAUCCAAGCAGCUAUAGAAUGUUUGCAUUCUAUGAGGGAGAUUAUGUGGAAGAGCAACAGCAGCAGCAUCGUCGUCACCGCAGUGUUGAGUUGAAUGCUACCCUGCUGAAUAUCAGUCAGGACGUAGGAGGCGAAGAGUUAACAGGGCGCAUUGGAAACCUCCCUGCUGGAAAGCACUACGCAUUUGACGUGGUUGCAAGGGUGGAUUUCAGUGGCAACGUCUUGACGAGUCCGAACACCCUUGACUUCAGCAACAUGACCACUAUGUACCUCCAGCCUCAAAGUGAACAAGGAACUAGCCACACCACAGGCUUGGUUUUGGGAAUCCUAGCAUCUCUUAUACUGCUCUCUUUCAUCAUCAUUUUUGCACGAAAAUACCGCAACAAAGCCAAGUCCGAAACUGAGGGCGGUGGCUGGGCUUCACCGGGAACUUCAUUCAUCUUCAUGAAGAAACAGAGCGCAACGGCGAUCAUUGACAAAAGCGCACCAGCAGAGGAGGAAGAGACAUUACAAACCGAGGACAAACGAUAUGGUGAAGUGAGAGUCGAGGGUUCUAAGAAGAGUGUGCCAGCUUAUAUAGAGGUGACUGAAAAUCCCUCAACCUUACCCCGGGAUAGGGCUGAGCCCAUGGCAAAGAGUAUUCCACUUUACUUAGACGCGUUUGAUGGUCCUUCAACCCAACCCAGCGGUGUGGCGGAGGUGGUGGAAAAGAGCGAGCCUGCCUACCUAGUCUUGAUGGAAGGUCCUACCAACCACGUGCAGGAUAUGGGCGAGGUGAAGAAAAGGAUUGAGCCUGCCUAUAUCGAUGUGUUUGGACCCCCCUCUAGCCUGCUCAACCCGGUUAUUGUCACAGACAUCUGGGAAGCUUCUGAAGGUGAUGGAGUGUAUGACACGCAAGCCGGAACUGAAGCAGAUGGAGCCACAGAUGUGACAGGGGAACGAUCUCCAUCAUAUAUCGACGUGUCAGAGAUCACAUUUAACAACGCACAGGAUGCCACAGCAACAGAAGGACGUGGUGAAGUUGCGAAAGAUGAAGCUUCCGAGGAGAUAGCCGAGAGCAAAAGAAACCAAACGGCAGAUGUGACGAAGAAACGUGCGCCACUCUAUAUCAAUGUUCCGGGACACCAGUCGCGGCGAACCCAGGCAGCCACGGCGACAGAAGGAGCUUGUGAGACUGGUCAAGAUGAUGUGAUUCAAGACAACGGAAUUGAAGAUGACCCGUACGAUAACCCACAGGUGAUGAACAUGAGCGCAUCACAUUAUGUCAACAUUGCAAGGAUCCCGUCACGUCACCGUCAAAGCUUCACUUUCACACAAGGAGUUCAUGACACCGCUGAAGACGAUGAUGUGUAUGAGAAAACACCUUGCGAUGGUCUUGGUCGCGACCUGGGUGCCUAAGUUCAGGAAGAAAGCAUCUCUCUCUCUCUCUCUCUCUCUCUCUGUCUCUCUCUCUCUCUGUCUCUCUCUCUCUCUCUCUCUGUCUCUCUCUGUCUCUCUCUCUCUCUCUCUCUUGUUCUGGCAGUCUGUUUGCAGUAGUUCCAUUACAAAUCUCAACAUCCACAUCGAGCCACAAGCGCUAGCAAGCGUUAGCAAGCUACUGCAUUGACCGGCACACUUGUAAUUGUUUUCUGUUUUUGUUCUUUUUCACUUCAAUAACACUGUUUUGCACUGCUUCGGUCAAAAUGGACCUGGAAAUGUUCCUUGGUUGGCCAACUAGUUUUUACUGACAAUGUAAUAAUAAAGAUAGGAACACCGCAUUUGCAAGAGCGCAGGUUAAUAUUCACAGAGAUAACUGGUGACCAUUUGGACUUUGCUCGUUGGCACCAAUAUUGUGCAUUUUUCUUAUCAUAAAAAAGGAGCGUUCUGAUUUGGCCUAUUUGCUCCCCAUCGUAUCGACGAUCCAAAAUUCACUCAAUCGCGUUUCUUCCUUAUUUCUCAUGCAUUCUUGAGCACAAACGAGGGGUUACAUUGCUAUCGAAACUUUACUCACCACUUCCAAUUUGAUGUGGGAUGUCAUCUUCACGACACCCUUCCCUUCCUUGUGCUCUGCGUUUCCUUUGCCUGCAUGCAUAGUUACCCAUGGUAUUCAUCCCUGUUCAUUUUUCCAAUUGCUAUAAUGUUCUAAUCAAUAUGGAAUGCAAGUGCACAAAGCUUGCUGGCUCUUGCUAUACUUUUUCUCCUCUGUUUCCUCGCGAAUGCCCGCUCAUUGCAUUGUUUCCUAUUCGCGUUGUUUACUUCAAAGUGAAAUCCAAAACAAUCAUCUUGGUUAUGCUUCUUGAUCAGCCCAGUAAUGUUUAACAUAAUAACAGGCUUUAUUAACAGUCGCACAAGAAUGGAUCAUUGCCUGGUUUCUUCUUCUGGUUUUUCAUGUCUCUAUCCAUCUCUUUAUAUCCCUAGCUGCUUUCUGUGUGUUGGGUGUUUGGUCUCAACGCCUCUCCCUCUUCACGUUUCUUCUCUCCUCCGUAGCGUUCUCCUGCUAUGGAAGGGCUGCAUUCGGCAUCACCAGUACAGAUGAGUACGCUCAUAAUAACUAACGUGAUAUUUUGCAAAUCCACUGCUGUCCAACUGUAUUCAUAUUUUGCUAUUGUUCCCCAUUUCCCUGUAUGGAUGUGCACAUCAAUAGAUGAAUGAGUGAAUUACAUACAAGUAAUAGGAUAGCUCAACUGCCUUCGUCUUGCUGCUGCUGUUGCGCGAGUUUGCCUAAGCAUGGCAGCUUCAUCUGGAUA
Sycon ciliatum is the source of this 5161-nucleotide messenger RNA. RefSeq names its product protein sidekick-2-like. The transcript is spliced from 11 exons. Gene Ontology annotation, molecular function: transmembrane-ephrin receptor activity; protein binding. Bases 273 to 3833 code for a protein of 1186 amino acids. Gene Ontology annotation, cellular component: dendrite; plasma membrane. Gene Ontology annotation, biological process: protein phosphorylation; ephrin receptor signaling pathway; axon guidance. The record is from RefSeq and is a predicted model, not a curated record. Lineage: Eukaryota; Metazoa; Porifera; Calcarea; Leucosolenida; Sycettidae.